Babesia microti strain RI is the source of this 1371-nucleotide messenger RNA. Its product is annotated as conserved Plasmodium protein, unknown function. The transcript is spliced from 6 exons. The record is from RefSeq and is a predicted model, not a curated record. Bases 1 to 1371 code for a protein of 456 amino acids. NCBI's taxonomy places the organism in Eukaryota, Apicomplexa, Aconoidasida, Piroplasmida, Babesiidae.
AUGAUACACCGUCGCCAUAUAUGUAUGAAUUAUAUUAGAUUCUUCUCAACACAUUCGCCCAUAACCUCUAAAAAAUAUUUAUCGUUGAGGAGGGAUGAUUUGGAGAAGAUUUUACAGCAAUACAACGAAAAACUAGCCAAUAUAGAUACUUUACAAUCAACUACAGUUGGCGAUGUAAUCAUCAAAACUAACAAAACAAUCACUAAUAAAGAUGAUAAUGGGUUGAGUGAGAUCCAAUUAAAAGAAUUGAAUAGGCAGAGAUUGUGGUUCAACUUGAGUAGACGAUUAAGUCAGAGAAGGUCAUUUAUUGAAGAUAAUGCAACUGCCAAUAAGUCAUAUGAUCUUAUGAUCGAUGGUGUGCCGAACUAUCCAAUAGAAAAUGAACUAUUCUCCCAUAAAAGCGAAGUUACAACUUUGGUACACGAUGUGCUAAAGGCUAGAGAAUUUUCCAAGUUACAACAGACACUCUUCACUACCAGUAUACCACAGGGAUUACUAUCAGACAGCUUUGAUGUGGUAUUUAAAAGGGCUGUUAGUAAAUACUUGUCCAAGAUUGGUAUACCAUAUUUGGUGAAUGAAGAUUGUGAAUUUGAAGCACCCUACGCUGCAAAAAGGGCAACAAUGGAAAACUUACUAAAAAACGCUUGCACAAGAACAAAUCUGGAUGAAGCAACAAUCGAUUGGUAUUUGGAUAAUUCAAUCAAAUCACAAAAACACAUAUCACCUUUGCCGCCCGAAGUUUUCGAACCCUUAAUAGCCUUUAGAGGUGUGACUAAUUGGUCUCAUUGUCCCAUUGCACGACUAGACCAAAAGGUUACUGAGCUAAAUAAUUUGGUGCGCAAUAUUAUAGAAUUGGGUGAAAAAUCUACUACUGGAUGGGAUGAUGAAACCAUAAAUCAAGUGUUAGAGUCACUUAAAGAAAAUAUGGUUGACGGUACUAACGUGCAUCCCUUUAGAAACAACACAGGUUUUAAGUCAAUGGUACCAAAGGAUGUAGUAGGGUCAAUCAAAGCAGGCAGACCAAUUGCGGUUAGCAAUGAGAGAUAUCCCACAUUACAGUGCGUGGCACACUCUUUGCCGCGAGAUAGGAAAUAUCGCAAGAUGGUCAUCCACGCCAUUAGAAUUCUCGAGCGAUCCCGUGGCUGGGAUCACGAAAGCAAGCUUAAGGCUAUUUCCCAAAUGAUUCAAGUUUGCAAUGAUUUAGCACCGUACGAUACUUAUAAGAGGGUAUUGGAUGAGGCCUUACCAAGCACUAGGCGAAAGGGUGAUGUCAUGUAUACUAGAAAUAGGUUUAAAGUAUUUAGGAGUGGGUUCAAGUACAUUCAAUCGCUAACGACACACAAGCCCAUAAGCACUAGGAACAAGAAGUGA